AUGGCAUUAUUACUGUCAGGAUUAUAUUUUGCUGUGUUUGUUCUCAUCAUUGGAAAAUUUCUUUAUGAUAGAAGGAAUUUAAUAUUUUUAAAUAUUCCAAAUCCUGCACUAUCAUCAAAUAUAGUUUAUCCAGUCAUAGCAUUGGGACUCGUUUCAGCUGAAUAUCGCUUCAAAAGAAUUGGAGAAUAUUGUUUCACUUAUCCCGAUUGGUUUAAAUUUUGGUUUGGGCCUAAAUUUAUGGUCUGGAUUAACAGCCCAGAAAAAAUACAAAAAGUUUUAUCGUCACAAAAGUGUUUGGAAAAAUGGAAUUUCUUCUAUGGAUUAAUGGAACGAGAUUACGGAUUAAUUUCGGGAAGUAUCUUGGAAAGUUUUCUUCCGACGUUCAUCGAUUAUAGUGAAGUGUUGUGUGAUAAUUUGGAGAAAAAGGUUGAAGAUGGAAAAGAAUUUGAUUUUUUCCUGUACGCGAAGAAAAUUUCUUUUGAUAUUCUUUGUGCAACUUCGCUUGGGACCAACAUGAAGGAUUACAGCAACAAACCACUUUACGAGAAAGUUUUCCAUGCGUAUGAAACUCGCAUCAUCAACAUGGCAUUAUUACUAUCAGGAUUAUAUUUUGCCGUGUUUGUUGUCUUAAUUGGAAAAUUAAUUUAUGAUAGAAGGAAAUUAAUCUCUCUAAAUAUUCCAGCUCCUAUAAAGUAUAAUGUUCUUUAUCCAGUUGUUGUACUUGGACUUGCUUCAGCUGAGAAACGUUUCCAAAUAUUUGCAGAAUAUUGUUUUAAUUAUCCCGAGUGGCUGAAAUUUUGGUUAGGACCAAAAUGUAUGAUCUGGAUUAACAGCCCAGAAAAAAUGCAAAAAGUUUUAUCAUCACAAAAGUGUUUGGAAAAAUGGAAUUUCUUCUAUGGAUUAAUGGAACGAGAUUACGGAUUAAUUUCGGGAAGUGUGAAGGAAAAGUGGAGAGAUCAUCGAAAGUUCUUCAACUUUUCAUUCAAUUUGAAGAUUUUGGAAAGUUUUCUUCCGACGUUCAUCGAUUAUAGUGAAGUGCUGUGUGAUAAUUUGGAGAAAAAGGUCGAAGAUGGAAAAGAAUUUGAUUUUUUCCUGUACGCGAAGAAAAUUUCUUUUGAUAUUCUUUGUGCAACUUCGCUUGGGACCAACAUGAAGGAUUACAGCAACAAACCACUUUACGAGAAAGUUUUCGAUGCGUAUGAAACAACUGAAAUCGCAAUGAAUGCCAAAUUUUCGAUUCCAUUUUUGUAUCCGCAAACGCUCUUCAAGUUCACAAAAUUGUAUCGUGAAGAGAAAAAAGCUCAGAAAAUUCUCAACGAAUUCCAAAGAGAUAUUUUGAAUGAACGAAGGAAAAUUAUUGGAAAAUCAAAGCUGAAUGCGAAUAACAACGAUGGAGAAACUGUCGAAAGAAAUAUUUUGAUUGAUCACAUCAUUCUGAAUGAAGAAAACUUUACCGAGAAACAAAUUCUCGAUCACAUCUUAACUUUCGUCUCAGGAUAUGAAACAUGGGCUAAUGCAUUGGCACAUGGAAUGUUGCUGCUUGCAAUGCAUCCCGAAGUUCAAGAACAAUUGUAUCAUGAGAUUAAAACAAACAUAAAGUCACAGGAAGAAUUGAAAAAUUCUCAGAACGUCAACAAUCUUUCAUACCUUGACAUGGUCUUCAAGGAAAUCUUGCGAUUGUUGCCAACAGUGCCGAUGAUUUUACGAGAGACUUUGGAAGAUUUUGAAAUUGAGCCUGGUGUGGUCAUUCCCAAGGAAACAAAUAUAUUAAUUCACUUUUACUCCCUACAUCGCCACAAGCAUAUUUGGGGAGAAGACGCUGACGAGUUUAAACCAGAAAGAUUUCAACCCGAGCUGGUUGCGAAACGACAUCAAUUUUCGUUCCUUCCAUUUUCUUCGGGAUCUCGAAUUUGCAUCGGCUAUAAAUAUUCCAUAAUUUCACUUAAGAUAGCGAUAAUCCUUUUACUCCAACGAUUCAAAUUCAACACGUCUAUGGCAAUGAAAGAUAUUCGUUUAAGAUCAUACAUUUCAUUAAAACUUUGCACUCCACAUUUGUUAUCAAUUGGGAAAAGAAAUUAAAACUUUCGGUUGAGGUUCUUGAUGAUGAUUGUGAUAGGCAAAUAUGUUUAAACAUCGAAAAAAAAAGUUGUUUUAGAUUAUUUAAUUGUUUUAAUGGUCUCACAUGUCUUAGAAAAAAUAAAGAUAUUAAAUGGCUGGCUCCUAAAUUGUUCUUUGAAUUCGAACUAAUAUUAUUGAUUAUUAACGUGAGUGAGUCUUGUAAGUUAUAAGAAGUUUUAGGGCACAAAAUUGCAUUACAAUUCAUGGUGAACAAUAAAACAACAAACAAUCUCAUUUCAAGUAAUUCCAUUCAUUCAACAUAAAUCAUCGCUUUAAAUUGCUUUUAAAUGCUUCAAAACUAUGAACGGAUUUUUUGUUGUCUACGAAAAUAAAGAAAGAAACUUACACAAAUAAUGUUUCAAAAGAAAAA
Molecule: messenger RNA, 2488 nt
Organism: Clunio marinus
Lineage: Eukaryota; Metazoa; Arthropoda; Insecta; Diptera; Chironomidae
Source: the annotation of a GenBank genome assembly